AUGGCUUGUAUCAAUAAUUCAUUUUCUUCACAUAUUUUUCUAAGUGAUCUUCCAUCAUAUGGUCUUAUUGGUCUUAUAACUAUUGGUUUAAUUCUUUAUUUAGCUUAUAUAAUAACUUAUAUACGAAAUGAUCAUAUAUCAACAACAAUAUAUAUAAAUAUUUCUCAAUUAUCUUUAUUUUUUGUUUUAUUUUGUUCAAUAAUAUUUGUUAUUCGACCAUCAGCAUCAAUAAAUUUUAUUUGUUCAAUUCAAACAAUUUCAUUACAAAUUUUUCCUUUUUUUCUUUUACUUGGUUUUAAUAUUCAUUUUAUAUAUCAAUGGUUAUUACAAACAACAAAAAAUUCUAAUAGAAAAACUUGUCUUAUAUUAAUAAGUUCAUUUUUAAUAUUUUUUCUUGCAAUAUUAAUACAAACAAGUAUACUUCUUAUUUGGUUUUAUAAUCAUUAUAAUUAUCAACAAAUUUAUAAUACAUGUACAAAUGAAUGUUAUCGACCAUUAUUUCUUUGUUCAUUAUCAUUUAAUUUUUUUUUAUUAUUUCUUUUUUCACUUCAAUCAAGUAUACGAUAUCAUUUAUAUAAUUAUCAAAAUGAUCUUAUUUAUUUAUUAACAAGUCUUCUAGCAUUAUCUGUUACGAUUACAUGGAUUUGUUUGUAUUUAUUUAUUCCAUUGAGAUCAUCAUUAACAUUUUAUAUGAAUAAUAAUUAUAUACUUGCCUAUGGAAAUUUAUUUCUUGUUUAUACAUUUCUUGGACCUUUACUAUUUGAACAACUUUUUUAUCAUCAAAAUAUUCGUACUAAAGAUCAUUUACAUAAGUCUAGUAAAAUGACAUUUAAAUCUUUAUCCUUGACAAAAGAGCAGCAACGUGCAUUCAUGGCCGCUUAUAUUAAACGUAAUCUAACAGCAUCAUGUGAAAAUCUUACAACAAUAACUAUUUCAUCACCUAUGCCAAUCAAUAGACAAAUCCAUCCAGAAUCAAGUCAAACAUGUCAUUCAACAUUAAGUGUUGGUAGUUUAUGUCCAACAUUAGCUAGUACAGUUUCACAUGAUACACCACCUAAAAUAUUACCAAUGACAACAACCGAUACAUCAAGUUGUGGGACAAUGACAAGUGAAUAUUUACCUUUACCAACAUCAUCCAUUAAUCAUAAGAUGAAAUAA
Molecule: messenger RNA, 1158 nt
Organism: Rotaria sordida
Lineage: Eukaryota; Metazoa; Rotifera; Eurotatoria; Philodinida; Philodinidae
Source: the annotation of a GenBank genome assembly